Durusdinium trenchii is the source of this 2096-nucleotide messenger RNA. The record is from the annotation of a GenBank genome assembly. NCBI's taxonomy places the organism in Eukaryota, Dinophyceae, Suessiales, Symbiodiniaceae.
GGAUGCAUUCUUCUUCUGGAACACCAGAUGUGAUACAUAAAUGUAGCUUUGUUGCAAAGUGAUGCCGCCAGAGAUGCUGAUAGCAAGAAGCUUUCAGGUUCCUUUCUUUUGGCUCCUGGUUUCAUUGCUUGCUGCCAUUGCGGGUGCCAGAGUACACUGGGAGAGCUCAGCUACAGAGAGGUGGUUGCCUGAUUGGCUGCAGAGCGUAGAUGUGCAGUGGCGUGUGGUAAGCACUGGACUUUGCAUGAACCUGUUCGGAGUUCUGUGGCUUCUAGCAGGAGGAUCUGGCAAACCAAGGGAGACAAAGCGAGGGCAGGAGUUGCAAGAGGCAGUCCUGCCUAAGGUCGCUCACUUUGAAAGCCAAGCUCCUGUUGUGAGGAAAUCUUCUUGCCAAAGUGCAGGCAGCAUCCCAGAUGCAGAGGACUCCUUCAACUGGAUGAAUCUUUGCUGUUGGACACCGAGGAGCGAGAGCAGCUCAGUAAUGAGACACAACUCCUACGGAGGCGCCCCUGAUCUUCCUAUGUGGUUGCAAGAUGAUUCCACCCUGCACCCAAAGUUCUGCGGAUAUCGUCUUAAGGAGCCCGGCUCUAUGCCUUCACUGGACCGUUUCCUGGCAGAGCCGCUGGGGAGCAAUGUGCCGCCGCAUUGGGAGUUUAUGCUUCCAGCUUGUGGGGACGACGAAAGGAUGAAGUGCCGUGAGCUUCGGGAGCGAGUUCGACAUGUGAGAGGGUCCAAGGAUCCCAUCACUAUCCUACGCUUCCUCCGAGCUCGACAAGGGAGCGUGGAAGCCGCCGCCAAAAUGUACGAAACUGCCAUGAGGUGGCGAGAGGGUACUGGCUAUGAGCUCGGCUUCCGCUUGAACAACAAGGACGAUUGGCUGCAUCGGAGGGUCGACAGCUGCUGGCCUCCGACUGGGCUCAUGGGCAAGGACUACGAUGGUGAUCCUGUCUACUGGAACAGGAUGGGCCUUGGCAACUUGGAAUUUCUAGAGCAGGCACCUUCUGAGUUCUUGGUGCAACAUGAAGUCUACACCAUCACUCGCCUGAUGCAGGCGAUGGAAGAAGCUUCAAGGCUGAACAACAAGCCGAUCAUGAAUUUCACUGUGGUCGCCGACCUGGGAGAGCUUAGCUGGCGUAGCUUCAACAUCAAGGGCAUCAUGAAGUACAAGGUUUGUGUCAGGACUCUGGAAGAUAAUUUUCCUGAACUAGUGAAACGCAUUAUUGCGAUUCGGGUUCCUCGGCUGGCAUACACUAUAUGGAAUAUAGCCUCGCACUUCUUCGACGAGGGCACCAGAGCCAAGAUUCAAAUUGCAGAUGGACAGCACACGAUGAAAGUUCUGAGCGAAGUCAUGGAUCCCAAAUGGAUCCCGGAGGCCUUGGGUGGGACUCAUCGAAUAGGCGACAGUCCUUGGUGUGAACCGAUCAUACCUUGUCCAAGGGGACCUCCCUCUGCUGAGACAAUGCGAGCUCUGCAGGCUGCCUAUGAGUCUUGAAAUGUGGCUCAAUAUCUACAGCAGAAGGCCUCUGCCGGUGGAAUUUAGGGAUGCUUUCUGAAAUUCUCCCACACAUGUCUAGCGAAGCACGGUUGAUGACGAGAGAACAAGUGAGGGCCUUUUUUGUUGCAGAGGCGAAGCAGUUGUUGGGUCAUGUUUCGAUGGUAGGACAAUUUGGUUGUGGCAAGAAAUACUGACAUUGACAUAGCCUAACCACCCCAAGUGUUAUGAGGCAUGCCCAAGAUAUUCGCCCUAAACAUGGGACAAGCCACAUCCAUCUAGAUUUGAUGUCUGGGCUUGUUUUGACUGCUGACGGUCAAUUCAACCUGCUUUCUUUUAUGAUGUUCGAUUCAGUUUCGAUCAUGAUUCAUUUUGCUUUGCCGAAGAACAUGCAAAGCAGCUGCACUUGCAACCCUGCAUAGCAGAGAGGAUGGUGAGGUUCUGCAUGUCUUGGAGGAUAUCUCUCCUUGCAGUGCUCUCUCUGACCAACUUUGCUUUGCCAACGUUUUAAACAUUUUCCACAACAAGUGUCCCAGCUUCUGCUCCCUUUGUCGCAAGAAAGAGCUGUCAGCGUCACGUUCAUUCAAGGAGCUGUCAACUGACC